AUAAUACAAUCUUAUUCCAAUGAGAUUACUAAUGAAUCUGUUAAAACUAUUUUAAAACGUCACGGCUAUUUUGAAGAUACACAAGUAUUAGCUGAAACCUUAAAACCUAUUCGUGCUGCCAUACAAAUAACAGAAAGUAAAGAUACUACAAUGGCCGACUGUUACAUUAAUUUAAUUAAAAUUGCAUCAGCAAUUAAAGAUCUUUCAUCUGAAGAUUAUCAAGAUUUUCGAAAUCAUUGUAUUAAAGUUUUUAAUGAACGAUUUAAAGAAUUUACUGAUGAUGUUUAUUUGUUAACAUAUCUUUUACAUCCGCAAUUUAAGG
Messenger RNA from Diversispora eburnea, 322 nucleotides. NCBI's taxonomy places the organism in Eukaryota, Fungi, Glomeromycota, Glomeromycetes, Diversisporales, Diversisporaceae. The record is from the annotation of a GenBank genome assembly.